GUUCAAUAAAACAUAGUUUAAACACCAUGAUUUAUUGGAAAAAAAAAAAACGCUGAUUUAAUGGCGUUUUUAUUGUGGAGUUUUGACCGCCGAGGAAGCUUUACUUCCGACGAGAAAUCAAGUCAGCGGUUACCAAGUGUCCGUUUAAAGCAGUGUAUUAGCGCGCGCUGGCGGUGUAAAAGAUUGAACCAUUUUAGGCUGACAUGCGGGAACAGCUGCUCUGUUAAGAAAAUAGAUGAAUAUGCGUGUACUUAGAGAGCAAAAACCUUGUUAGGCAUAUUACCUUUCGCUUUUGCGCACCGUGUUGUUCAAAGAUCAAGGUUCGCCCAAUUGUGAUUUAAAAGGGUCGAGAUAUAAACAGUGAUUAAUCCCGCCAGCGCUUUUUGAAUGAAUUAUUUCCUCGAGUUGGCCGUUUUAGAUAACCGUCAUUACGAGUAACGAUUGCGAAGUUUACGUCUUAGUUGGAUUCAGCUUGGAAAAAAUACUUGUUGAUUUGGCAGUGCGGUGGCAGCCCACUUCUAACUUCCUUGGUAACGAUCGAUAAGAAAAAGAGCGACUCGUUCUUUGUGGGUGAGAGUCCGUCGGAGAUCCUGUAAUCCAGAGAUCGGUAAUUACCGUCAUAUUAAAGUUACGCAAGCUGCCGUGAAGAUCGCUGUUGGUAGAGUGAGAGAGAGGCUAGAAAAUGGGAGCCACCAAGACCUACUUAGCACUAAACUCAACAAAUCGUACGACUGAUUUUACUCUGCCAAGCCACGGAGUUGAAGACUGCGUGCGAGUUGGUUUCUCGGUUGUUAUCAUGAUUAUCAUCCUCACGGGUAAUUUACUGGUCAUUGCCGCGUACCGCGAGAACCGUCGCUUACAGACUGGCACAUACAUUCUGCUCAUUAGCUUAGCCUUUUGUGAUUUUCUUGUUGGGAGCGUUUCUGUGCCGUUAUGGAUCUACAUAUCUCUUCAAGAAUGGACGGUCAAUGAGGGAGUUGACUUGUUCUUUGUUAGUUUCGACUACGUCACUGCGCUCUCCUCAGCGCUGCAUUUAACAGUGAUCGCCUUAGAGCGUUGGGUCGCCAUUUCCCGACCGUUCUAUCACCAGACUCUCACGCGUUUUUACUACAUCCUCGCGCUUCUGUAUAUCUGGAUCAUGGCGUUUGUUGUCAGUGGCUGUUACUUCAUAGGGUGGGCAAUCAAACGUGCAGAGUUCUACGUCGUUGCGCUGUUUUGCGUCGGUUUUCUUAUCCCUUUUCUGGUGAUUCUCUUAGUGAACAUAUCAAUUUUCGGCGUCGCAAAGAGACUCAUCCGCGAGCUUCCCACAACUACCAUGUCACACGACCAGAAAACUAAACUCCAGAAAGAGCGUAAGACGGCGAUCACUCUUGGGAUUAUCACCGCGCUAUUCUUCUUCGAGCUCCUCCCGACCUAUAUCAUCGCAUUAGUGGGUGAGUUCUGUCAGCCCUGUUUCGUCAAGCUUGGCUGGCAAAACAUCACACGCGUGUUUAAUUUCGCCAAGUGGUUGCAGUAUAGCAACAGUGCGGUGAACCCGUUCGUGUACGCAUUCAGAGAUGUUGAGAUGAGGAGGGCGUUCAAGCAGCUUGCGCGACGACUGAUGUGCCGACGACCAAGGACCAUAGGACAGUCAAGAAAUAUGUCAGUCAACACAUCUGUGGGGCGUAGUGCUGAACAGAACUUAGAGUAGUGCCGAAGUAGUUCAGCUAGACCCAGUAUGCGACCCGGGGCGCCAUUUCAUCAAAUAACAUAAUUCGCAUUGAAAAGACUCUAGGAUUUAGCUCUUCUGAAGUGACGAUCGAGAGACAUCUCGGGACAAGGAGGACUUUAUACUUACAGAAACCGAAUACAACUAUAAAGACUGCUGCUUUACGACGAAACCCGCGUAGCCUUUGAAUUUAAGCAUUAUUAUACUAAAUGAAUACAAAUAAGAAUAAAUGUUUAUACUCGAAAACAGA
This is a messenger RNA of Nematostella vectensis (starlet sea anemone), 1958 nucleotides long. RefSeq names its product 5-hydroxytryptamine receptor 1A-beta. Gene Ontology annotation, biological process: G protein-coupled receptor signaling pathway, coupled to cyclic nucleotide second messenger; chemical synaptic transmission. The transcript has a single exon. The record is from RefSeq and is a predicted model, not a curated record. Gene Ontology annotation, cellular component: membrane; dendrite. Gene Ontology annotation, molecular function: G protein-coupled serotonin receptor activity; neurotransmitter receptor activity. Bases 683 to 1690 code for a protein of 335 amino acids. Lineage: Eukaryota; Metazoa; Cnidaria; Anthozoa; Actiniaria; Edwardsiidae.